Pelobates fuscus (common spadefoot toad) is the source of this 4592-nucleotide messenger RNA. It is a transcript of the gene FANCD2, whose product is annotated as FA complementation group D2. NCBI's taxonomy places the organism in Eukaryota, Metazoa, Chordata, Amphibia, Anura, Pelobatidae. The transcript is spliced from 44 exons. The record is from RefSeq and is a predicted model, not a curated record. Gene Ontology annotation, biological process: homologous chromosome pairing at meiosis; mitotic intra-S DNA damage checkpoint signaling; interstrand cross-link repair. Gene Ontology annotation, molecular function: DNA polymerase binding. Gene Ontology annotation, cellular component: nucleus; condensed chromosome. Bases 143 to 4465 code for a protein of 1440 amino acids.
GCUAUGCAGAGCGGGGGAUUCACUAAGCUGCGAGAGGUCUCGGGGCUGUCCGGAAGAGUGACGGCCAGUGUCUCUACAGGCACCUCGGUCUAAAGGAACUGCUAUACGAAGGCCUACCAGAGGUCUCAUUACAACUUGAACAAUGGUUGCCAAACGAAGGCUCUCCAAAUCAGAUGACAGGGAGGAACACGGAGCUACGGAUACUUCAAAAAUAAAGAAAAGUCGUACGAGUAGUAAGAAGUUGAAAUCCACUGUUCAAGAGGGUGUGGUGGACAAUGACAGUAUAUUUGUACAGUUACUUAAGACUUCUGGCAUGCUUCUUAAAACAGGAGACCAUCAGAAUGAAUUAGCUGUGGAUCAAGCUAUGUUCCAAAAGAAACUACGUCAAGCUUUGAAGAAGCAUCCCAGAUAUCCAAAUGUAAUCCAAGAGUUUAUAAGUGGCCUGGAAACACACAUUGAAAAUCGUGACCAGUUAAGGAAUUGUCUCCUUCCUUGUGGAACUCAGCAGGUGGAGGAAACAAGUAACAAAGCCAGUUCCUUCCAUGAUAGCCUCAUUAAACUUUUGCUUGGGAUUGAAAUAUUACAAGAGUUUGUUAUAAACACAUUGUUUGAGAAGCUCCCUGAGUUUUUGUAUGAUAGUGUUGGCAGUGAUGGCAUCAGUAUCCCUCGACUUAUCAUCAACCAGUUUAAAUGGCUUGACCGAAUAGCAAACUGCAAGGACCUUGCGUCUAAGAUCAUGCAGUUGGUUAUUGUGGCACCAGUUGAAAUCCAACAUGAUAUUAUCACUAGCCUACCUGAAAUCCUGGAGGAUUCGCAGCAUAAUGACAUUGCCAAGGAACUGAACUCUUUGCUGCAGCAAAACAUCCAGCUUACUGUACCAAUCCUUGACGCCCUCUCCAGUCUCAAUCUUAACACAGAGCUCCUCAUUGAGGUUCGCCGGUCUGUCAUGUCUACUCUUUCUGCAGUGGAACUAGAAGAUUUACCUGUCAUUAUUAAGUUUAUUCUUCACUCCAUAACUCCUUCUGAUGCAGUGGAGGUAAUUUCAGAGCUCCGCAGGACUUUGGAUCUGGAGUCAUGCGUGCCUAUUCCCCAGAUACAAGCCUCUCAGAACAAAAUGAAGAAUAAACCUCAUGCUGGUCAACAAGGCAGCAACCAAGACUGUGUUUCUCUGCUGAUGGAUGCCAUCAAAUCUGCUAUCCGGUUUCAAAAACACACUUCUGAAGCAUGGAUUAAGGCAAUAGAAAAUGUUGAUACUUUGGCAGACCACAAGGUUACAGAUUUCAUUGUGCUGUUGAUCCUUCAUACAACAAACAAUAACAAUAGCAAGAAACAAGUGGAACGAGUGCUGAGGAACAAAAUUCGAUUGGGUUGUAUUUCUGACCAGCUAUUGCAGAGUGCUUUCAAGAAUCACUCUCAGGUCUUAAGAGAUUAUUUUUCAUCUAUCUUGUCCCUGGCUCAGACACUACUCCGAUCGCCCGAGACAAUUGUAGUCUCAUUUGGGAGCCUUAUGUACAAACGCACUUUUUCAGCCUAUGAUUCUUAUUGCCAACAGGAAGUUAUUGGAGCACUUGUGACCCACGUGUGCAGUGGUUAUUCUGCUGAAGUGGAUGUGGCUUUGAAUGUGCUGAUUCAAUUGGUAACUCAACAACCAGCUGCAGUGGCUUUGUAUGCUGUGUUUAUAAAGGGUAUUCUUGAUUAUAUGGAUAAUCUGAAUGUUCAGCAAAUCCGCAAACUAUUCCAAAUUCUCAGCAUGUUGGCCUUUAGCAAAGGCCAGGAAGGUAGUCACAUACAGGACGACAUGUACAUUGUAAUCAGGAAGCAGCUGUCCAGCACAGUUAUAAAGUAUAAGCGUAUAGGGAUCAUUGGUGCCGUGAGGAUGGUGGGAAGCAUGGCACUUGAUAGGUCACAGCCAGGAGCUAAAAAUGCAGAAAGCAGACCUCUAAACACAGACGUCUUUAGGCAGGUCACAGCACUGCUGGAUUUGGUACGUACCUGCAGUGAGAAGACUCCAGAAGCCUCUGCCCUCUAUUAUGAUGAGUUGGCCAGUCUGAUACAGAAGGGAAACCUGGACCAACAAGUCAUGGACUGGGUGAAUAAAACUGUGCUGGACGAUUUUCAGGAUGAUUUUGUGGUAGAUCUUGAUCAGACUCUUGAAGGAAACUUCCUAUUCCCAGUAAAAGCCAUGUACAAUCUUGAUGAAGACGAAAGUCAGGGUGGGAUUGUCAUCAACCUCUUACCUCUUCUCUCUCAGGAAUGUUUGACUAGAGGAACAGCACAAGAAACCAAUAAAGAACGACUUGUAUCUCCUAUCUGCCUAUCUCCAUUUUUCCGACUUCUGCGGCUAUGCAUAGAAGACCAACAUGAUGGGAAUCUGGAGGAAAUUGAUGCUUUGUUAGGUUGCCCAUUGUAUCUGACAGACCUGGAGGUAACUGAAAAACUAGAGUCUCACUCUAAGCAAGAGCGUGAGUUUCUCUGUACACUUCUCUUCUUUGCUCUCAAUUGGUGCCGAGAGGUUGUGAAUGCUUUCUGUAAGCAAAAGAAUGCUGAAAUGAAAGGAAAGGUGUUGACACGGUUACAGAAUAUUACAUGGCUGCAAUCAAUCCUAGAGAAAUGUCUAGCAGUGUCUCCUGGGUUAAUUCCUCCACUUGCAAACUUUGACUUAGAUCCUCAUGAGGGGAUCCCAUCUUACACACCAGCCACCACUGCAAAAAAGGCAAAAAAAGGAAAAAAGCGAACAUCAGCAGAAAGUAAAAACUCAUCUGCAGACAGCUCUCAAAUAGAAGAACAACAGGAAUGUGAGUCGUCAGAAGUAGACAAAACACUGGUGGAGAAGGAGAAAGAAGAUAGCAAUAAACCGACAGUCAACCUUAACAACUACCGUGCCUACUUUCGUGAGCUAGAUUUGGAAGUGUUCACAGUUCUUCAAUGUGGUCUCCUCACUCGAUCCAUUUUGGACUCAGAGUUGCACACAAAGGCUACUGAAGUGGUGCAAUUGGGUCCCACAGAACUGGUUUUUCUCUUGGAGGAUCUGUCUAGGAAGAUGGAACAUAUGCUCACAUCAGGAGCAAAGAGAGCAACAUUCUUAAAGAUGAAAGGAAACAAAUAUGUUGGCUUUUCAAAACUACAGCAGCGGACCGCAGAAGAACUGGCUCAGAUAGUCGUAAAUCUACUAAACUCACUCUGCAACCAUGUGGAAAAUAUGCACAACUACUUCCAGGCACUACUGGCAGAAAACCAUGGUGUAGUAGACGCUCCAGGCAUCGAUGUAAAGGAACAUCAGUAUAUGUCCUCUUGUUAUCAGUUGCUGUUGCAGGUGUUCCAUACACUAUUUGCUUGGAGUGGAUUUUCUCAGCAUGACAACCGCAAAUUGCUGAAGUCUGCACUCGGUGUGUUGGCUGGCCGGUUUAAAGAGAUGGACGCAGAGCUGACAUUGGAGGAACUCAUCAGCCAAAGUUUCAACUACCUGAAGAAUCUCCACAGCAGUACACCUUCAUGUUCUUCUGCUUUAACCCUGAUUCAGCUUCUUAUUGUUCUCUCAGAGAAAGCAAAUUCUUCUCAGUACCGAGAGAAAAUAGCUUCACUGGCAAAAGGUUUCCUCUGCCAGUCUUGGAUCCAAACCAACGGAGAGCGUGAAAAGGGCAUCCGAUUUAAUGAGUCUCUUCAAAGCAUUCUCUGUAUUUACCUUGAUAAUACAGAAGAAGUCUUGAAAGCAGUGGAAGACAUCUGUGGGGUUGGAGUCCCAGAACUUGUAAAUGCAUCUAAGGAUGGAGCAUCAUCUACAUAUCCUACUCUCACUAGGCAAACUUUUGGUGUUUUUUUCCGUGUACUGAUGGAUAAGCUGGAGAAAUGUGUGAGGAACUUCCCUGUCGGAAAGACUUCCGACAGUCAUCAGAUUCAUACUGAACAGCUGCUGCGCUGGAACCUGGCUGUGAGAGAUUUCCAUAUUCUUGUUAAUUUGGUUAAGGUGUUUGACAGCAGACCUGUAUUAGGCAUUUGUCUUAAGCAUGGCCGCUUGUUCUUAGAAACAUUCUUGAAGCUUGGGAUGCCUGUACUUGAUUUCUGUUUUAAAAAACAUCGAGAUGAUGUGCAAAGCUUACUGAAAACCUUACAGUUAAGUACUAGGCAACUCCACCAUAUGUGUGGGCAUUCCAAGAUAAACCAGGAUACUGGACUCACUAACCAUGUUCCGCUACUAAAGAAGACCUUGGAGUUGUUUGUUUAUAGGGUGAAAGCUAUGCUUGUUCUCAACAACAGUCAGGAAGCUUUCUGGCUUGGAAAUCUCAAAAACAGAGACUUGCAGGGUGAGGAGAUCCUCUCACAGCAGUCUCAAGGCAGUGGGACUGAAGAGGAGCAAGAGUCCCAGAUGCCCGCAGAUGAAGAAGAUGCAGAAGAGGAGGAAGACAAUGAAAAAAGUGACAAGGAAAUGGAAGAAGAGGACGAGAAUGAAGAGGAAGAUUCUGAUUAAAAACAGUGGACUGUUUAUUGAUUGCCGAUAGUCUGCUUCAUCGCAGUCUGUAAAAUGAGAUAUGAUGGAUUGCCUAGCACACACCAAAGACAAUUCAAAAGGACUUAUAAUAUUAAAAAAAAAAAAA